UGUAAUUUACGGAAAAAGUUUCACCUUAAUGAAAUGUACAAAACUGGUGAUGUAGUUCUGGGUGGGCUCUUUGAGGUCCACUACUCGUCUAUCUUCCCUGAGCGGACAUUUACCUCAGAGCCACAACAGCCCAUCUGCACUGGCUUUGACACUCUAGGGUUCAGACAUGCCAUGACCAUGGCCUUUACUGUUGAAGAAAUCAACAAAAACUCCAAACUGCUACCAAACGUGACUCUGGGAUACAGUCUUUCUGAUAACUGUGGAGCCCUUGUUGUUGGAUUCAGUAGUGCAUUAUCACUUGCCAGCGGUCGAGAGAAGCAGUUUCUGCUUCAGGAGAACUGUUUAGGGACCCCCCCAGUCAUGGCGAUUGUGGGUGAUUCCCCUUCAACAUUUUCUAUUGCCACUGCCAAUGUGCUAGGUUUAUACAAAAUGCCUAUUGUGAGUUAUUUUUCCACAUGUUCUUGCCUGAGUGACAGGCAACGGUUUCCAUCCUUCUUUAGGACAAUCCCAAGUGAUGCUUUCCAGGUACGUGCUAUGAUUCAGAUUCUCAAACACUUUGGCUGGACAUGGGUUGGCCUGCUGGUCACUGACGACGACUAUGGAAUCCAUGUUGCCCGAUCCUUCCAGUCCGACCUGGCUCAAUCUGGUGAGGGAUGUCUGGCCUACCUACAGGUUUUGCCCUGGGACAGUGACCCAGUUGAACUAAAGAGGAUUGUACAUUUGAUGAAGACAUCAACAGCUCGUGUGGUCAUGGUGUUUGCACAUGAAUUCCACAUGAUUCAUCUCAUGGAAGAGGUGGUAAGACAGAAUGUGACAGACCAGCAGUGGAUAGCAAGUGAAGCUUGGACAUCGGCUGCUGUGCUCCAGACACCCAGCUUCAUGCCAUACCUGAGUGGCACACUGGGCAUCGCCAUCCGCCGAGGAGAGAUAGCAGGGCUCGGGGAAUUUCUUCUACAAGUACACCCUGACCAAAAUGACAAUGUAGAAAGAAAUAACAUGGUGAGGCAGUUUUGGGAAUUCACAUUUCAGUGUAGAUUUGAUCCAGCAGAUUCAGCUAAAGCUGGAGCAGCUCUUUGCACUGGACAGGAAGAUAUUAAAAAAGUGGAUACUGAGUUUUUGGAUGUUUCGAACCUCAGGCCUGAGUAUAAUAUUUACAAAGCGGUAUAUGCUCUGGCGUAUGCUCUUGAUGACAUGCUACAAUGUGAGCCAGGGAGAGGACCUUUCAGUGGGCACAGCUGUGCCAAUUUGCAAACAAUGGAGCCAUGGCAGAUUGUACAUUAUUUGCAAAAUGUCAACUUCACCACACAAUUUGGUGAUCAAGUUUCCUUUGAUGAAAAUGGUGAUGCCUUACCGAUCUAUGAUAUCGUCAACUGGGUAUGGCUCCCUGAUGGUAGAACCAAAGUUCAGAAUGUGGGCAAAGUUAGGAGGUCAGACUCCAAUGUUGAAGAACUCACAAUUAAUGAAGACAAAAUCUUCUGGAACUUUGAAACAAAAAAGCCACCCAGGUCAUUUUGCAGUGAAAGCUGUCCUCCAGGUACCCGCAUGGCCAGAAAGAAAGGGCAACCUGUGUGCUGUUUUGACUGCAUCCCUUGUUCUGGGGGAAAAAUCAGCAACAAAACUGACUCCAUGGAGUGCACCAGUUGUCCAGAGGACUUCUGGUCCAGCCCCCAGCGUGACCACUGUGUUCCUAAGAAAAUAGAGUUCCUCUCCUACCAUGAGCCUCUGGGUAUCUGCUUGACAGCUGCCUCAUUGCUGGGCACAUUUAUCUGCACUGUUGUCCUGGGCAUCUUUAUCUAUCAUCGCAGCACACCCAUGGUACGCGCCAACAAUUCAGAACUGAGUUUCCUGCUCUUGGUUUCACUUAAACUAUGUUUCCUGUGUUCACUUCUGUUUAUCGGCCGCCCAAGGCUUUGGACAUGCCAGCUGAGACAUGCAGCAUUUGGGAUCAGCUUUGUGCUUUCUGUUUCAUGCAUUCUGGUGAAAACCAUGGUGGUUCUGGCUGUGUUCAAGGCCUCCAAGCCAGGAGGUGGAGCCAGUCUGAAGUGGUUUGGUGCUAUGCAGCAGAGAGGGACAGUUCUGGUUCUUACUUCUAUUCAGGCAGUAAUUUGCAUUGCUUGGCUUGUAUCUGCUUCACCAACUCCUCAUAAAAAUACUCAAUACCACAAUGACAAGAUAGUUUAUGAAUGUGUAGUUGGGUCCACAGUUGGUUUUGCAGUGUUACUUGGUUAUAUUGGUUUACUGGCUAUCCUCAGCUUCCUGUUAGCAUUUCUGGCAAGAAAUCUUCCAGACAACUUUAAUGAGGCCAAACUCAUCACUUUCAGCAUGCUGAUCUUCUGUGCUGUGUGGGUGGCCUUUGUUCCAGCCUAUGUGAACUCUCCAGGCAAAUAUGCAGAUGCUGUGGAGGUAUUUGCUAUUCUGGCCUCCAGUUUUGGUCUCUUGGUGGCGCUGUUUGGUCCCAAAUGUUACAUAAUCCUGCUGAGACCAGAGAGGAACACAAAGAAAGCAAUCAUGGGUCGAGGAAAGUCAUGA
Molecule: messenger RNA, 2529 nt
Organism: Larimichthys crocea (large yellow croaker)
Lineage: Eukaryota; Metazoa; Chordata; Actinopteri; Sciaenidae
Product: extracellular calcium-sensing receptor-like
Exons: 9
Coding region: 34-2529 (831 amino acids)
Biological process (GO): G protein-coupled receptor signaling pathway
Cellular component (GO): plasma membrane
Molecular function (GO): G protein-coupled receptor activity
Source: RefSeq, a predicted model, not a curated record